Molecule: messenger RNA, 999 nt
Organism: Meloidogyne enterolobii
Lineage: Eukaryota; Metazoa; Nematoda; Chromadorea; Rhabditida; Meloidogynidae
Source: the annotation of a GenBank genome assembly
AUGUUUUUUAACGUCAUUUUUUGGGUAUUUGGUGUCAUUCCUUCACUUUGGUGUUUCGGCGUCUUUUGCAAAAGUAAUUUUCUAUUUUUUGGCGUAUUAUUGCUUUUAUGGCUACCAACCUCAAUAUGUUUACGCCUACCAAAAUGCUUCUUAACAAAUUUAUUUUGUCACCAACAAGACAAUCCUUCAAUUAUUUCAAUUUUUAGUUUAUUAAUUACUUCAAUUAUUUUAUUCCAAAAUUUGUUGAAAAGAUGGAUUCUUUUAUUACGUCAAAAAAUAAUUUUGGAAAAUUUAAUUAAACAGCCUUUACUUUGUGCGACGUUUUUUAAUCAUUUUUGUGUUAGAAUGGAAAUGGUCUGUGAAAAUGAUGAGGAAGAUAAAGAGCUUUUUGAUAGUUGGAUCAAUUGUUUUGGCAAACAAUUAAGAAGUAAAAUUUCAGUGGGUUUUGAAGGUUUUACUAAAAUAUCUGAUCAGAAGAAAAAUCAAAAUAAAAAAUCUGUUCAAUUUAACAAAUCAGUUUCUUUAAUUAAUUUGACACAAAAGGUUGGCUAUCGAUUAACGAAGAGAAGUAAAAGUGCAAAAUAUAUAAGUGAUUAUUGUACAAUUGAAAGUGCUGGAGAAUUGGCAGCUGGAGAAUCGCCCAAAAAAAUUAUAUCAACAAAACCAAAAGUUCCAAGAACUCCAAUUCCCCAAACAACACCAACAGACCCGCUAGGGCCACCAUUAAAACUUCAGCCAACGUUGUUAUCUCCUAUUACGCCUGAGGAAAAUAAAUGGAUAUUUAAUAGACAUUCUUUAAAAAAUGAAGAAAAAAUUGUAGAAGAAAAUUUGGAAGAAAAUAAAAUUUUAAAAGAAAAAGUGAAAGAAGAAAAUAAAUUAAUUAUAGAAACUGCCAAGUGUCUUUAUUGUCCAGCCGGUGUUAAUUGUUGUGUUCAAAAUGUACAGGCUAGAAGUAUUCAUUAUUAUACUCUUUCCACUGAUAUUAGCCCAAUUGAUUAG